AUGCCCCAAACCCGUAGCGCCGCAAAGCGCACUGCUGGAGCAGUUUCUCCGUUCGAUGACUCUGCCAAGUCAGGCAACAAAAGACCUGUAAACAUUACCCAGGCCCAUGGGAAGACGCAUCGGACUAAGCGCGCAAAGAAGCAAACCCAAGCGCCAGUCUGGUCAGCACAAAAGAACGUGUUAGUUCUCCCUCAUGGUCUGGGUACCGUUCAGAAUUCAACAAUCCCCAACGAUAAUAUCUGCAAGCCUCCCUCCAUAUUCAGUACAGACGGUGGCAUUAUAGCAGACAGGAAGAAAAUGACGCUGGAAGAGCUCAAAAAGGCAGCAAGACCUCGAGGCCUGCCCAAGGAAACACCCGAGAACAAGUACCGAUUGAUGCCCGGAGCUACUCCGUUUCCUGACUGGACAAGGCCCACUCCUGAGGAAUGUCAAACCGUCUAUGAUAUUCUGGUAAAAGAGUACGAGGAAAGGCAGAAAUCCAGAGGGCAGAGAGAGAAACAAAGCAAGGGAGCGGGCAAAAAUCAAGGGACAGAUACACUGUCCAAGAAGUAUACACCACUCAGCUUCAGACCUCCGGCCAAAAUUCAGCCACCCUCAACUACCGUCGCCGGUUGUGGGGAGGUGCCUGACCUGGUUGACGCCAUGAUGAGAACUCUUGUCAGCCAAUCAGUAACGCGGGAGAGUGCCAACAUGGUCAUGGAAAGAAUCACCAAGAGAUUCGGCCAACUUAACUCUCAAGGAAUCGGCGCUGGUAGCAUCAACUGGAACGCAGUGCGUCUGGCACCCCCUGAGGAUGUCAUACAAACCCUUCACAAGGGUGGGUUACAAAACAGGAAACAUGAAGGUAUAAGGGGAUGUCUCGACAUGAUUCACGAGGAGAACCAAGCUAGAAGAGCUGCGUAUCUAAAGGAGGGGGAGACAGGGGUGACUGCUAACGUACCAGGCGCAGCGGAAAUGACUGCAGGACAAAAAGCGCAUCAACUCAAAAAGAUUGAAGCUGGAGUCCUCACACUGGACCACAUCCGCGUCAUGUCAGCGGACGAGGCUAUACUGGCACUCAUCAAAUAUCCCCAGAUUGGAGUCAAGACAGCGGCCUGCCUUCUUCUCUUCUGCCUGCAGAUGCCCAGCUUUGCUGUGGAUACCCACGUUUACCGCAUGUGCAAGUGGUUGUACUGGGUCCCUGGCACAGAGAAUGAGAACUACGUCUAUAUGCAUUGCGACUUACGAGUCCCGGAUCAUCUCAAGUAUGGUCUUCAUCAGCUUUUCAUUGAGCACGGAAGUGGGUGCCAUCGUUGCAAAGGAAACACUUCGAAGGGAACUCCAGAGUGGGAUAAGGCAGUUUGCCCGCUUGAGCAUCUCUUGGACCGCUACAGCAAGAAAGAGAGUAAGUCAAAGGCAAUAAAGGCUGUCGUUAUCGAGAAGGAGGGCAGUGAGACUCAAGACGCCCCUGAAUGCUCUUUUGAGACGGUCAUCAAAGAAUAG
Messenger RNA from Colletotrichum spaethianum, 1482 nucleotides. Its product is annotated as putative DNA glycosylase. NCBI's taxonomy places the organism in Eukaryota, Fungi, Ascomycota, Sordariomycetes, Glomerellales, Glomerellaceae. Gene Ontology annotation, biological process: base-excision repair. The record is from RefSeq and is a predicted model, not a curated record. The transcript has a single exon. Bases 1 to 1482 code for a protein of 493 amino acids. Gene Ontology annotation, molecular function: catalytic activity.